GCUAAAAUUUACGUGUUCAAUUUAUUUUUAGACUCUGUCUAUACCGGGUGGUUUAACUUUACAAAGGAGAUGACAGAAGCAGUGAAGAAUAGUUCUGGUCAUAUAUUUCCGUUAAUGUACGAAGACUUAUUAUUGGAAACGAAGAAAAAUAUAACUAAUUUGGCCAAAUUUUUAGAAGUUCCAUAUACGGAAAACUUUAUCAACGAAGUUAUAGAAAGGUGUAGUUUCAAAAAUCUUAAGGGCAAUAAAAGAGAUGUCUCUGAAGUAAUUCAGCCAGACAAGAAAUCUACACUUUUCCGGAAAGGAGUUAUAGGCGAUUGGAAAAACUGGUUCACGGUUUCACAGAACCAGCAGCUUGAUGAACUUUACCACAAGGAAAUGAAAGAUGUUGAUGCAAAAUUCAAAUAUGAAUAUUCACAGUAGACUGCAAAUUCUUCUUUUAAUUGAAGUGAAAAGAAUAUAUUUUUUAAAUCGGAAAUUUCUAUUGAAACUUUUUACUCAAAGCACUGAACACUAGUAAUAUAGUUUUUUCUAAUAAGUAAUGGCUGUCUCCGAUUAGAAAUAUUUUUAAGUGUUGUAGAUUUUUUUUGAUAGCCACUUAUGUAUGCACAUUUUUUCAAGGUACAGCUUUCCUUAAGAAAUGUACCUCGAAAUUUAGCCACACUGUUUAUUUCAGUAUCAUAAUCUAUGACAAACGAGCGAGACGAGCCAAUUUUGAAAUUAUAACUUUUCCUCACCUUAGCAGCACCAUUCCAACUUCACUCUCGUAUUGAGUAAACAUUCUCAACUCAUACUUAGUCUUUGUAAAACUUCAUUGGGGUUCUGGUUU
Molecule: messenger RNA, 829 nt
Organism: Mytilus trossulus (common blue mussel)
Lineage: Eukaryota; Metazoa; Mollusca; Bivalvia; Mytilida; Mytilidae
Product: sulfotransferase 1B1-like
Exons: 3
Coding region: 70-423 (117 amino acids)
Biological process (GO): sulfation
Cellular component (GO): cytoplasm
Molecular function (GO): sulfotransferase activity
Source: RefSeq, a predicted model, not a curated record